AUGCCGGGAAUGACAAACAAACUUCAUCAGGGUGAUGGAUCCAGGAUAGGGAUUCGGGCCAUAUUCAGACAUCAGAGCCGAAUCCUCUUUUUACUGGUACUCUUUUGGGUGGUCUUUAUCUUGUACAUUGCUCUUCCUCAAGGGGCAUUGUCACUUUUGCCCUACAAAGCGAGAAUAUUCGAUGCAUCAACCGCAAAGUUGCAUCUGGUCAUCCCGGCCAAUGGUCCCGAUCCCAAUCUUUGCAAAACGAUGCUUACUGCAGGGAUUUUGAAGUAUCCUGCUCCAGUGAUUGUGAACUGGAAUGAGACUUUUGAGAAUGAUGGUCUACUUGCAGGCGGAUCCCAUUUGGCCAAGAUAUCGGGCAUCGCAAAGUACCUUGUCUCUUUGGAUGCUUCCCAGGAUGAAGACCUGGUCCUCACCGUUGAUGGAUUUGAUAUUUGGUUCCAGCUGAGACCUCAGACUGUCCUUGAUCGAUACUUUGCCAUGAACGCCAAAGCCAACAAGCGUAUCACUGAUGAAUUCGGAGCUGUCGCCUCCAAAUACGACAUGAAGCAGGAGAUUGUCUUUAGCAGUCAGAAGAGAUGCUGGCCUUGGACAGAGGGCGACCCUCCAUGCUAUGCGGUGCCACAGUCAUCUUUGCCGAAUGAUAUCUUUGGCCCAAGUACCGACACUGAUGUAGGGUUUGAAGAGAAUCCCUAUAUUAAAUUUCGGCCAAGAUAUCUCAACUCUGGUGUCAUCAUUGGACCUGUCCGAGCCAUGCGCAAAAUGUUCAUGAAAGCGGAGAGACUUCUGAAUGAAGGCGGUGAGACGAAUGUUGGCAGCGAUCAAUACGUCUUCGGUCACAUCGCCGGCGACCAGUCGAUCUGGAGAGAGGCGAUGCGUCGCGAUGGCUUGUCUGAUAGGCAACGAGAGGCUGAACGGCUGAUUGAUACAAGUCCAAAGUCAAGAGCGCAAUGGCCGGAACAACAUAUCCAAGAAGUGCGCGAAAAAGCCGCAUUGGAGGACGACGGAAGGUUCGAGUUUGGUGUGGGAUUCGACUACGGAUCGGAGAUUGGCAUUCCAACAGUGUUCUCCGAGACUGAUCUGGAAUGGCWCACCUUUCACAAUAAAGAUCAAAUGCACAGAGCAGAGCAGCAAUUGGGUAUUGCGAGGGAGAGAAGCCGUCUGGAUGAGUUGGCAAGUGAUAUUUCCACCACCACUCCGCCUUUCUGGAGCUCCACACCGGAUUCGGGCCUGCCGCAAGAGCUAAAGUGGGAUGAUGUUCCACUCUUCACCAAUCUGUGGACUGGAAACACACCUGCUAUUAUCCAUCACAAUGCACAUCGAGAUGGCAGAAAAGUCUUGCGGGAGACCUGGUGGGAUAAGCUUUGGUCGCAGAAGUAUGCGAGGACGCUUUAUGAUGCUUGGGUUAGUGAGCAGGUAUCAACCAUUGCUCAUGCUGGUCCUGAUGAGUAUUCAAAGAGGGAUUGGUGGCCGGCUGAACGCCAAAAGGGUGGUGGAAGGGCGUGGUUGAUGGAGCAUAGUAAUGUCAAUGAUGAGACGAGAGAGUGGCUGGGAUUUGAGGAUAUCUGUAAAGACUAUCAUGAGGAGGUGUUUAGAGAUGGAAAGGGACCGUGGAUGCUUCCCAUUGCAUAG
Molecule: messenger RNA, 1635 nt
Organism: Ramularia collo-cygni
Lineage: Eukaryota; Fungi; Ascomycota; Dothideomycetes; Mycosphaerellales; Mycosphaerellaceae
Exons: 2
Coding region: 1-1635 (544 amino acids)
Source: RefSeq, a predicted model, not a curated record